This is a messenger RNA of Prionailurus viverrinus (fishing cat), 4395 nucleotides long. It is a transcript of the gene GCNT1, whose product is annotated as glucosaminyl (N-acetyl) transferase 1. The record is from RefSeq and is a predicted model, not a curated record. Lineage: Eukaryota; Metazoa; Chordata; Mammalia; Carnivora; Felidae. Bases 833 to 2119 code for a protein of 428 amino acids. The transcript has 6 exons. Gene Ontology annotation, molecular function: beta-1,3-galactosyl-O-glycosyl-glycoprotein beta-1,6-N-acetylglucosaminyltransferase activity. Gene Ontology annotation, cellular component: membrane.
GGAGGCGCUGUCGGCCAGCGCGGCCAGUGCAGCUCAGCGCCCGGCGGGUGCGCGGCGGGCUUGGGGUGCCGCGCGGUAGCGCACCCUCCUGCGCCCCAGCGGCCGCGGGCUUGCUGCAGCGCGUUCUUUCGAUGCAGAACGAGCCCCAGGCACCCCAGCAGGCCGCACGCUUCUCUUUCGCGGUGGAUGAGGUCGCCUGCAGAUCCAGGCUGGGCCUUAUGGGCUGCCCAGGCGGAGCGGGACUUCCCGGUCAUCGUCGUCCUCCGCUCGCCCAGCUCAGCCUGGCCGGAGUUCGGCGUCCCCAGCCCCUGUCCGCCGCCCACCUGCUGAGGAGCAGCAGAGUGCUGUGUCACUCAGGAGUUGGGGACCCCUGACCCAACCCAACCGCCCUCGUGCGCUGUGCAGAAAGCCUCUGGGUCACGCAACGACGGUCCUUGGGAGUUUGCGAAAUGGAGCCUAGAGGAGUCUCCAGUGGGACUAGAGGCCAACUGAACUGAGACCAUCCUUCCUGCAGUGGAAAGACAAUGGCUGUGGACCCUGCUUUCACCUUCUGGCUGUUUGUUUACGCACGUGUUAUGCACCUGUCCUCGUGGGGCAUAGCACCAUCGCUAAAUGCCUGGUACAUUUAAGAAGCCUGACUGCGGGAGAGGCCCUCUACAAACGCUGUUACCUGGAAUCUGAGAACUAACGCCAUUCUCCAUUUCAAGAUGCCUUUGCCAUUUUGACAGAUGCAAACUGACCCCUCUCGAGGCCACGACAGAAGGGGAAUCAUGACCGUUUGAAGCCUGGAAGACUGCCCUCAAUUAAGGAAAACCCUCGAUCAUUGUCUGAAAUGCUGAGAAAGUUGUUGCGAAGGAGACUUUUCUCUUAUCCCACUAAGUACUGCUUCUUGCUUCUUGUGUUUUCCCUAGUCACCUUCUCUGUUUUAAGAAUUCAUCAAAAGCCCGAAUUUGUAAGUGUUGGGCAUUUGGAGCUGGUUGGGGAGAAUCCCAAUAGUAAUAUUAAUUGUACCAAAAUUUUACAGGGGGAUGUAGAUGAAAUCCAAAAGGUACAGCUUGAAAUUCUAACGGUGAAAUUUAGGCAGCGCCCUCGGUGGACAACCAGCGACUAUAUAAACAUGACCAGAGAUUGCAAUUCUUUCGUCAAGAGGCGCAAAUAUAUCGUAGAGCCCCUUAGUAAAGAAGAGGCGGAGUUUCCCAUUGCGUAUUCUAUAGUGGUUCAUCACAAAAUCGAAAUGCUUGACAGGCUCCUGAGGGCCAUCUAUAUGCCUCAGAAUCUCUACUGCAUUCACGUGGACAGAAAAUCAGAGGACUCCUUUUUGGCUGCGGUGAUGGGCAUCGCCUCCUGCUUCAGUAACGUCUUCGUGGCCAGUCAGCUGGAGAGCGUGGUGUAUGCCUCUUGGAGUCGGGUUCAGGCCGACCUCAACUGCAUGCAAGACCUCUACAGGAUGAGUGCAGACUGGAGGUACUUGAUAAAUCUUUGCGGCAUGGAUUUCCCUAUUAAAACCAACCUGGAGAUUGUCCGGAAGCUCAAAUCGUUAAUGGGUGAAAACAACCUAGAGUCCGAGAGAAUGCCAUCCAAUAAAAAAGAAAGGUGGAAAAAGCAUUAUACAGUUGUUAACGGAAAGCUGACCAACACGGGGACGGACAAAAUGCACCCUCCUCUUGAAACGCCCCUGUUCUCAGGCAGUGCCUAUUUUGUGGUCAGUAGGAAGUAUGUGGGCUAUGUGCUAGAGAAUGAGAAGAUCCAGAAGUUUAUGGAGUGGGCCAAAGACACCUACAGUCCAGAUGAGUAUCUCUGGGCCACUAUCCAGAGGAUCCCCGAAGUCCCAGGCUCACUGUCCCUAAGCCAGAAGUAUGACAUGUCUGACAUGCACGCGAUCGCGAGGUUCGUCAAGUGGCAGUACUUUGAAGGUGAUGUCUCCAAGGGGGCCCCCUACCCGCCCUGCAGCGGGGUCCACGUGCGUUCUGUGUGUGUCUUCGGAGCAGGUGACUUGAACUGGAUGCUACGCAAGCACCACUUGUUUGCCAACAAGUUUGACACGGACAUUGACCUCUUUGCCAUCCAGUGUUUGGAUGAGCAUCUGCGGCAUAAAGCCCUGGAGACCCUGAAACGCUGACUCUUCAUCGUAGGCAACUUGAGAAGUAAAAGCCACGCGUGAGACGAGACGCACCCCAUCCGAUUCUUCUGCCUUGUUCAUACACAUCGGAGAAACUCUAGGGGGCGCCCUUGGGGGUGGGGACUCCCAACUGUGCGUAUCCUCCAAGCUCUGUGGUUUCGCCGGAGCACAGUGGGCUAGAAAGGUUAUAGCAUCACAUGUUGACCUAGCGUUAGCAUGGGGCCAGGACGGGCGCUGAGUGGCCCCGGGUGGCUGGGGAAGAGACCGUGCGAAAACCAGCCUCUUAAAAGAGCUCAGGGACUUAACAAAAGGAUUUCGUCUGUGCCAAAAUUACUUUGAGAGCUUUAAAUACGACAGUUUUCUUGAUCUGAGUACAUUUGUAGCAACAACCAAUUGUAAGGAUAUAAUUUAUCUUGCAGGAUUCAUUCGGUCAUAAGGAGUUUGACUUUAAGUGAUCGUUGUAAAUAACUUUGUCGUAACAUUGUGCUGUGUGUGUAUCAGUAUGUGUCAUCUCAGGGAACUUGCAAAAGGGGGCUUGAUUGAACAUGAAUAUUUCUGACUAAUUUUCCCUUCCAACAAUGUAUAGAUGUUUUUUGAAAACAAGAAAGUGAUGAUGUCUAGUUUAGUUGAUUCUGUGAAUCAUCUUAGCUUAUUAGAAAAAAAAUCUCUUAGGUUAUUUAAAAAGUUAAGAUAUCUUUGUUGUUCUAGUGUCUACAGAGGACACUUUAGUUUUUCCAAAUAUUUUUCUCUACUUUCUCCCCCCCCCCCCCCCACCGGUCUCCUCAGACCCCGCUAUCAAGCUGUACUGUAUAAAAACUUGUUUUCAAGGGCGCCUGGGAGGCUCAGUUGGUUGAGCGCCCGCCUUCGGCUCAGGUCAUGAUCUUGCGGUUUGUGGGUUCGAGCCUCGUGUCGGGCGGGCUGGGUGCUGACAGCUCAGAGCCUGGAGCCUGCUUGGGACUCUGUGUCUCCCUCUUUCUCUCCCCCUCCCCCCCUCAAACGCUGUCUGUCUCUCAAAAAUAAACAAACAUUAAAAGACAUGUUUUAAAAAAAAAACCUUGUUUUCAUGGUGCCCCCAUAUGACUGCCUCAGUUCUCUUUUGUGAUUCAAGCGAUAGCAACCCGUGCAGGGAUCUCAGACAGAAAGGGGAAGGUAGGUAUGGGGAGUGGCACGAACGGGCCAUGUGUGGGCAAUUUCUGAGGGCUCUGAGGAGUUUUUAGCCAGCAGUCUACUAUUUCUACUUGAUUGUAAAGCAUAGCCAAUGAAAGCGGUAACAUAGCAAGGUCAUAAUAUCAAACAGUUUCCAGGCACUCAACGGAGAAAACAUUUUUUUAUUCCUUCAAGUUAGAAAACGUUCUCGUUUUAUGGAGAGAGCUUUGUUAUCCUGACCCUCCUGAAUGAAUGUUUCACAUUUUUUGAGCCUUUGUCAUGUGCAAACGUGCCAAUAGGUAGACUUCUGUGUUUUGCAUGAUUAAAUAGGGUAGCCGACGUUGGACCAAGAAAAACAUAACUGGAAACUCACAAGAUGAUGUCAGUGAGGGCAUUAUGUGAUAGUGCUGUCUCUUGCCAUCUAAAUCAGUUUUUUCUUUUAACACCUGUCAGAUGUUUCUCCCAUGCUCUCAGUAGAUGGAUUUACCUGUUAGAUGGGUUCCCCUUUUUUUUUCUCUAAAAUCAGUGAUACUUGUUGACAAAUACUUUGCGUCUAUGUCUUAUGUUUUUACUUCAUUCAUGGUGUCUUUUAUGGACAGUGUUUUUCAUUUCUUAUUUUUGAAAAUUGGCAAAUUUACAGAAAGUUAAAAAUAAUAUAACCAUAAUGACCACCAUAUAACCUUCACCUAGAAUGGCUGGUUGCAAACAUGGUGCCCCGUUUGCUUUAAAUUAUAUGAUAGAUUUUGGAGUUUAGCAAAAUUGAUGAUUAAGUCUUAACUUUUUAAUUUACAAAUAUCCAAGGUUAUCUCAACACUCUUGUUGUAGCGUGACUGCAUCUGAUUUGCAUUUAAAUGGACAGGUUUUGGGAGAUUUUUCUCCACGGUAGACAUAAAGACUUUAGAGUCUCAUUUCCCCAAGUCUCACAUGAAAACUACCUACUGUGAUACCUCAACUUUCUAGAAUGGCUCUUGGUGAGAUAUGUCUGAACGUCACCCUAUUGCUAAUGCCUGUUAUAGGGAUUAUAUAGAAUCUGUUUAUUGUGACUCCCUUUUAUACGUUUUAGCAUGACUUUAAUAAAAUUUGUACUACUGAGACAUGGGGUGCCUGGCUGACUCAGUCCACAGAGCACA